AUGAUCCCAUAUCCUCCCAUUAUUCAACCAACACUAAGGUCAGCAAAUCAAAGCAGUGGAUUCAAAGACUCUGAAGACAAAUUUCAACAUUCCACACCUAAAUACGUGUUAAAAGUUCCGAUCCCAUCACUAGCCACAUUACAAUAAGCACCUUAAUCAGAUAACAAAAGUAAAUCAGGACAUAAGGAGAAUAAUUUCAGUGCUAUGACAUUCGAUUAGAAAAAAUGGAAUCCAGAUAGCCAAGGCUCUGAUAAUAAAUGCGUGUUAUCUUAAUCAGCCAAGAAAGUCAACACUGAAAAUGAUGAUGGCUCAAGUAUUGUAGAGAAGUCUUUUACAGAAGCAGCCUAAAAGAUAUUGAAGAUUAAAAAUCUCGAAUUGGAAAACAAAGUUUCAUUGCUUGUUAUUGAAAAUGAGCGUCUUACAACAUUUCUAAACGAUUAAUUUCAAGAAAAUGAAAAAUUAACUAACGACCUUCAAAACAAUCAAGCAAGUCUCUAGGAUUUGUCUAAACACUAUGAAGAUAAAUUGAAUAUAGUCUUAUUGGAAAAUGAGAAGAUUGUAGCUAUAAAUCAAACUUUGACUAUGAAAAAUGAAUAGAUGCAAAAUCAAAUAAAAAGAUUGUAGAGUGAGAGAGAUGAGGAAAUCAAUAAAACUAGGAAAGAAUGGGCAGGGAAAUACCAAUAAUAAAUUAAUUAAAUUGAUGAAAUGAGAAAAAGUGAAAUACAUUAAGUAGAUAAUAGAAUUGAUAAGUUACAAUUUGAAAAAUCAGAAUUACAAGCAUUAAUUUAAGAGUAACAAUAAAAAUUGAUGGAAUUCUAAAUUGAACUCAAAGUCAGAGAUCAGACCUUGAUUGAUUAUGAAAAUGUUAAAGCCGAUUUGGCAUCUAAAAUCCAUAGAAUUGAAAUGAUGAGUUAAACCAUAUUGGCUUAAGAGAAGAGAAUAUAUGAUUUAGAAGCUAGAUUAGAUAUAAUGGUGGCAGAUAAUAAAUAAUUGCAUGAUGUUAAUGAAUAAUUAAAUUAAACAUAAAGAAUUUUAUAAGGAACAAUGGAAGAUAGAUAGAUUGAAUUUGAUAGAGAAUAACAUAAAUUAAAAGAUUUCUAUGAAUUAGAAUUAAGAAAUUUGAGCAAUAAAAAUAAAUAAUAAACUGAGGAUAUCAAACUUAAACAUCAAGAAUAAUUGUAGGCAUAAAGAGUAUAAAUAGAAAAUGAGUUGAUUAAAGAACUAGAAUAAUACAAGAUGGAAUUGGAGACUAAACAAAAUGAAUUAAAUAAUAACUUAUUGAUUUGGUAGGAAAAGGAGAAAAAUAUCACUUAGGAGAAUAGGAAAGAACUAGAGAUAAAAGAUCAAAUGAUAUAAACAUUGAAAUUCUCGAAUUAAAGUUUAUAAGAUUAGAUGAAUCAAUUAUAAGCAUUAAUCAGCAAAAUGCAAGAAGACUUCGAUAGUCAAUAUAGUUAGAAAGAGACAGAGUGCGUUAAGAUGGCUAAGAACAUUCAUCUUAAGGAGUAGGCAUUGAAAUAGAUGAGUUUAAGAUUGGAUGAAAUUUGUAAGUAAUUGAAGAUCUUGGAAGAAUAGAGAGAUGAAUUGAGUUAAGAAAUGAAGGAUAAGAAUAAUAAGGUCAAGGAUCUUGAAAUGAAAUUAGAUAUUGUUGUCAAAGAUAAUGAUACAAUGGAAAAUCAAUUGAAGAAUAAUCAAACUUAGUUAUAAUUAAUGGAACAGAGAUAUGCCAAUUUAGAGUAGACCAGUGAAUAGAAAAUAGAAGAUAUGAAGAUAUAAUAUUCAUUAGAAGUUUAAGCAUAGAUUGAGCAAUGCAUCACUUAAUAUUAAUAAACUAUUAAGUAUGAGUAGGAUCACUCUGAAUAAUUAAUGAAGAAUUUAAAGAAAUAGUAAGAAAAAGCUAAGCAUUUUGAAUUGUUGAGUGAGUAAUAAUUAAAUGAUAUGGAGAAAUUGAAUAAAAGAAUAGAAGAAUUGAUAGAUGUUUGUGAAUAGAAUGGGUCCAAAAUGAUGACACUAGAGAAUCUACUUAAAGAAAGGGAUAAUGACUAUGAUGUCUUAAAUCAAAAGUUUUAGUCAGUAGCAGAUAAUUAUGAAUUAUAAAUAGAUGUUUUGAACAGAUAAAUGUAUGAUAUGGGUAUCCAAAAUGAGGAUUUGGCUUCAAAUUUGAAUUAAACAUAAGAAACAUUUAUAAGUAUGAUAGACUAUUAACUUUUAGAGUAAGAAGAAUAGAGAAAGAAAAUCAUGAAUGAUUUGGCAGAAGUUACAAAAUAGAAGAUCGAUUAAGAUUAGUUAAUAAAGAAGAUGAGAAUUCAAGUCUAGGCAUUAGAUGAAGAGAACAGAAAGAAUUCGGAAGAUUCUAUAAAAUUUAAGAAUUAGGUUUAUUAGUUAUAGUAGGAAAUUGAAGAGAUUACUCGAAGUAUGCAAUUGAAUUUUGCAGAGAAGGAGUAGGAAUUACAAAAUAAAUAUGAAAAUACAAUCAUGGAUUUAAACUAAUAGUUGAAUACCUUAACAAUGAGAUUCAAUGAUUUAGUUAGAAAGGAGAAAGACAAUAGAUUUAGAUUAAAAUUAUUGAAAAGCAAUCCUUAGAUGAAAUUACCAUCAGAAUUAGAAGACGAGAAUUGCUAUGAGACAAUGAAGAGGAAGAUGGAAGAUCAAUCACAAUAUCUUUAGAGAUUAAUUUUGGAAAAUGACGAAUUAAAACAAUAACAAUAUUCUCACAUUAGUAAGGGCUCAUUAAAUGAUUAAUAAAAGUAGAAAUCGUAAAAAUAAAGCAUGAAUAUCAUCAAGGACUACACUACUUAAGAUUCAGAUCGUACUAUUCGAUAAAAUGAAUAUCAAAAGACCAUGAAUCCUUUUAAAUAAUAGCCAGUAAAAGUAGUGCCUGCAAUGAACAAUUCUCAGAAUAUUCUUGAUUAAAGGUACGGUAGUAACAGGCCUAUUGAGAGAGAAGUCUACCUAGGCUAAACACAAAAUACUAGAACGGAGCCCCAUUUAUAUAGGAAAUAAUCAUUAUAACGAUUUUGA
This is a messenger RNA of Paramecium tetraurelia, 3018 nucleotides long. RefSeq lists its product as uncharacterized. The record is from RefSeq and is a predicted model, not a curated record. Lineage: Eukaryota; Ciliophora; Oligohymenophorea; Peniculida; Parameciidae. The transcript is spliced from 6 exons.